Nycticebus coucang (slow loris) is the source of this 3279-nucleotide messenger RNA. Its product is annotated as zinc finger protein 773-like. The transcript is spliced from 4 exons. The coding region runs from base 220 to 1635 and encodes 471 amino acids. The record is from RefSeq and is a predicted model, not a curated record. Gene Ontology annotation, biological process: positive regulation of reciprocal meiotic recombination; regulation of DNA-templated transcription. NCBI's taxonomy places the organism in Eukaryota, Metazoa, Chordata, Mammalia, Primates, Lorisidae. Gene Ontology annotation, molecular function: recombination hotspot binding; histone H3K36 methyltransferase activity; histone H3K4 methyltransferase activity. Gene Ontology annotation, cellular component: nucleus.
GUGUUUUUGGCGAUCCCUGUUGUUUCUCCUUUGGAGAGUUAUCUAACCUAGGCCCUCGAAAGGGGAUUCUGAGCUGAGGCGGCGAGAGCAGGAAGGCUCAGGAGGAGGAAGACAUUGUCCUCGCCGCGCUGAGGCAGGUCUGAGGGUCGGUGGCGGCGCCCAAGCGAGCCGGGUCCCUACCUGGUCUUCCUCUUGUCCCCGCUCCUCCGGCUAAGUCCGAUGGCUGCGGCAGCGCUCGGAGACCCCGCUCUGGGCCAUGUGACCUUUGAGGAUGUGGCUGUCUGCUUCUCCCAGGAGGAGUGGAAACUGCUUGACGAAGCUCAGAGGCUCCUAUACCGCAGUGUGAUGCUGGAGAACUUUGCAGUUAUGGCCUCUCUGGGACUUGCAUCUUCUAGGACCUGUGAAAUAAUCCAACUGGAGUUAUGGGGAGAGCUCUUCAUGCCUGCCUGGGGACUCAAGGCUCCAGCCAUACCAAAAGGUUACCGUCAUGGAGUAGAGGCUGAGGAGGGUCUUCCUAAGCAGACUGCUUCUGUAGAAGGAGUGCUUGGUUCACACAUUCACCAAUACCAGAAGCUGAACUAUAUAAAGAAACCCUUAAAAAGAGAAGAGGGGAGGGUUCCAGUUUUGAGAAGCUGCAGAGUCCACCUGUCAGAGAAGCCCUUCCACAGCAUAGAAGGUGGGAAAGAUUUCUCAACUACCACAUGUCUUCAAAAGUACCAGGUAUCUCACAGUGGAGGGGAGUCACACAGGAGCACCAAAAGUGGGGAGCCCUUUCACACUGGAAAAAGGCAUUACAAAUGCAGUGAAUGUGGGAAAGCCUUUAGUCAGAAAUAUUUACUUGUUCAGCACCAGAGACUACACACUGGAGAAAAGCCUUAUGAAUGCAGUGAAUGUGGAAAAUUAUUUAGCCAUAAAUCCAAUCUUUUUAUACACCAAAUAGUUCACACUGGAGAAAGGCCUUAUGGGUGUAGUGAAUGUGGAAAAUCCUUUAGCCGCAAUGCUGACCUCAUUCAACACCAGAGAGUUCACACUGGAGAAAAACCUUUUACAUGCAGUGAAUGUGGAAAAGCUUUCAGGCAUAAUUCUACACUUGUUCAGCAUCACAGAAUCCACACUGGAGUAAGGCCUUAUGAGUGCAGUGAAUGUGGGAAAUUCUUUAGCUUCAACUCUAGCCUUAUCAAACAUCAGAGAGUUCACACUGGAGAAAGACCUUAUAAAUGCAGUGAAUGUGGGAAAUUCUACAGCCACAAAUCCAGCCUUAUUAAUCAUUGGCGAGUUCACACUGGAGAAAGGCCAUAUGAGUGCAGUGAAUGUGGGAAAUUUUUCAGCCAAAGCUCUAGCCUUAUGCAACACCGAAAAGUUCACACUGGAGAAAAGCCUUUUAAAUGCAAUGAAUGUGGGAGAUUCUUUAGUGAAAAUUCCAGCCUCGUUAAACACCAGAGGGUUCACACUGGAGCAAGGCCUUAUGAGUGCAGAGAAUGUGGAAAGUAUUUUCGCCACAGCUCCAGUCUUGUUAAACAUCGGAGAAUUCACACUGGAGAAAUGCCUUAUGAGUGCAGCAAUUGUAGGAGAUCUUUUAGCCAGCGUUUCAACCUCAUUCAACACCAGAAAGUUCAUGCUGGAGAAAAGUCUUGAAUGCAACAAAUGUGGGAAAGCCUCUAGCCAUACCUCCAACCUCAUUCAACACUGGAGAGUUCAGAGGGCUGACAGGUUUUAUGAAUAUGAAGAAUAUGGGAAAGCCUUUAACUGAAUAUCUGUUCUGCUUCUGUGACAUGAACUUCACAACCCAGACAGGCCUUAUGAAUGCAGUGAAUGUGGAGAAAGGUCUUAGGAAUGCAGGGUAUACGCUGUCUCCUCACCUAUAUAACUUAACUUAAAAUGGAGAAACAGAAGUAGCCUUUGUGAGGGAGCCAGCAAUUAAACGUCAUUUGUCUAAGUAUACACACGGGGCAAAAUGAGAAUUCCUGACAGAUUGCCCCUCACAAGAAGAUAGUGCUCUGUCUGGGAGCUCCAGGGAGAGGAAGCCCUGUCUUCUUGGCUGCAGCAGUCUAGAGUACAGUUUCCAUCUUGUUGAAUUUAAAGGGAAGAAAGGAAAACAUGGUCUUCCUUCAAAGGUGACUGGUUAACAUCAGAGAAUGCAUACUGGUGAGAAGAAAAAAGAUUUUAAAAAAAGAUAAAGGCGAUCUACUAUUGUUACUAAAUGUUAGAUGUUAUUAAAUAAAUAUUUUUUAAUUUGCUAUAUACUCAUGGUACCAUUUCCAUAGAGUUUGAAUUGUGUUUUUAUAAUUUUCACCAGUUUAGCUGAGUCCAUGAAGCUUUUCAUGUUGUCGUGCUGGAAUUUGAUCCAAAUGUUAAAAAUUUUAAUAAUGUGACAAAUCGUGUUCUAAGUGGUUGUGCAGAUUACCAAUUUCUGCACAUCCUUAUCAAUGAUUUGUAUGUCUAUGAAUCAUGGACAGUUCAUUUUAGCAGAUGUGUAGUAGUAUUUCAUUAUGUUUCUGUACUUUAUUUUGAGACGGUCUCACAAUGUCACCCUAGGUAGAGCGCCCCUGGCAUCAUAGCUCACAGCUCACAACAACCUCAGACUCUUGGGCUUAAGCAAUUCUAUUCCCUCCCAAAUAGCUGGACUACAGGUGCCUGUCACAGUGCCUGGCUAUUUUUUUUUUUUUUUGUUUGUAGUUGUCGUUGUUUGGCAGGUCCAGGCCAAGUUUGAACCCGCCAACCCUGGUUUAUGUGGCUGGUGCCUUAGCUGCUGAGCUACAGGUGCUGAGCCUUCACUGUGGUUUUUAUUUGCAUUUUCCUAAUCAUACAGUGUUGAGCAUUUUUCAUGUGGGUAUUUGCCAUAUGUGAAAUGCCUGUUAAUAUUGUUUGCCUAUUUUUUUAAAACUUUGGGUUGGUUUCUUAUUGUUUUGCUAUUUCUUUUUUUUUUGAGACAGAGCCUCAAGCUUUCACCCUGGGUAGAAUGAGGUGGCAUCACAGCUUACAGCAACCUCCAAGUCCUGGGCUCAAGUGAUUCUCCUGGGCUUAAGCGAUUCUCCUGCCUCCGCCUCCCAAGUAGCUGGGACUACAGGUGCCCAUCAUAAUGCCCAGCUAUUUUUUGGUUGCAACUGUCAUUGUUGUUUGGCGGCCCGGGCUGGAUUCGAACCUGCCAGCUCAGGUGUAUGUGGCUUGCGCCUUAGCUGCUUGAGCCACAGGUACCGAGCCUGUUUCCUUAUUUCUUAAUAAUUCCGUAUACAAAUUCCUUAUUUGACAUAAGCUUUGACAAUAUUUUUUCACAGUUUA